Messenger RNA from Chiloscyllium plagiosum (whitespotted bambooshark), 2612 nucleotides. The record is from RefSeq and is a predicted model, not a curated record. NCBI's taxonomy places the organism in Eukaryota, Metazoa, Chordata, Chondrichthyes, Orectolobiformes, Hemiscylliidae.
AUAGGAGUGUUCUUCUAUAAAACCCAUCCUAUCACCAAGGUGGACAUUUUGGGUACAAUUGUCCAGAAGCGAGAGAGGGAGAAGUCUGUUAGUUUCGGAGUGGAUGAUGGAACCGGAGUGAUCAGCUGUUUGUGUUGGAAGAAACAAAGAGCUUUGGAGAAUAUAAAACCAGCCUCAUUUUCAUUUGGUCUGAAUCUCCUGGAGCAGCUGAACAAGAUCACUCAGCUAGAACAACAGAACUCCCAGUUGGAACUAGGUGAUAUCGUCCAUGUGAGGGGCUGGCUAAAAGAUUAUAGAGAGCAAAGAGAAAUCCACUCCACCAACGUAUCUAAGAUUGCUGAUCCCGUAUUCACUGCACAAAUCGCUCGGAUGCUGGAGCUCCCAUAUUUAUACCGAAACUUUUAUGAUAAAACUUCUAAAAUUUCAACGGAUUCAACUGAACCAAAUCAACAGGGAGGGAAGAUCCUAUCACUGCAGAGGAAGAUCAAACAGUUUCUGAAUCAAACCAGAGUGAAAAAUUUCUACCAGCAGGAACUGGAGGCCAUUGAUUCACUGGUCUGCAUUGCUCAACAAAACCAAGAAACACCCUGUGUAUCAAGGCAGAUUCAUGAAGUUUUUCAGGAAGCUGUCUGUGCCCUUCAGGAAGAGGGAGUUAUUUUCCAGAAAGUGGCUGGACCUAGCAAGCUGUACCUGGUGACUGAUGAGGAGAAAGAAUUACACAAUGCAACACUCAGAAUCAUUCAAGAUGACUCCACACGACCAAAACAUGUUGAGAAGGGCUGCCCUUUCCUUCACAUUGUGAACUGUGUGCGGCACAGUUAUAAUGCGGGAGUUAGUGAGGCCGCAGUGCAGAGAGUGCUGGACAGAUUGGAGUGCAACAGUGAAAUAGUCAGCACCAUGGACCGACACUACACAGCUGCCUGACUGGCACACAGCCCAACAACCUCCUGAGAAGUGAAACAGCAACUAUAAUACCAAGAACAAUGUGUACUUUGCUGAACAGAGCCAGGAGUUGUGAGCUUGAACCAUAACCAGUAUCUGCAAUCACCCAGUGCGUUGCCACAACCCAGGAUGUGAGAAAAUCCAUCCUAUUAUCUACAAGAGUAGCAGGGAAUGUACCACAAAUCAUCGAGUAGUCUUAAUCCUUAUUUUCAGUAAAUUUCAGACAAAAGAUGUAAGUAUUUUGACUAAGAAUCUGUCCAUGAUUAUAAACUUAUGAAAAAAAACUUGCAUUUAUUUGUACAUGGUACAUUUCACUUCCAUAUAAGUUCUUCAAAGUGACUGAAUUUCACUAAACCCCAGUUAUUAUUGUGUUAGGGUAACACAUGUUUUAUGUUUUCAAGCAGGAUCCCACAACUGACAAUGAGACUAACCAUCAGAAUAUCUGUUUUUGGGUGGUACAGGUCAGAGUCACAUGGCCAGCUAACGGUAUUGGUCUUGCCUUAGCUUCAGUAGAUAUUACUUGAGUAUUGUGGGCACAGACAGUAAGAGAGAACCAUGGGCACAGUCAGUAUUAUUGUGGACAUGGUCAGUGAGUAAGAAAUUAUAGCACAUUCAAUAUGUGAAAAUUUCAGGCAUAUUCAGUGAGUGAGUCCUCAGGGCACAUUGAACAAGAACCAGAGACAUAGUCAGCAAGUAAGAACUGCAGCUAUCCUCAGUGAGUGAGGACUGUGGGUAUGUUGAGUGAGAACAAUGGGAAUCAGCACUGAGUGAGAACUGUAGGUAAGGUCAAUUAAAGAGAAUUGUGUGUAUGGUCAGUGAGUGAGAACUGCGGCACAGUGAGUCAUUGAGAAAAAUACACAGGAUUUUAUUCUCUUUGACGUUGUACGUGAUGUGGUUAUCAUUGGAAAGUUAAGCAAGUUUACUCAACCCUAAUUCCCCUUGAUUUCAGUGUCUUUCUAUAUUAUUUCAGAGGGCAGUUCAGAGUCAACCACAUUUUUGUGAGUCUGAAAUCACAUGUAGGCAAAACCAGGUAAAGCCCAGAUAAAGGACAUUAGUGAACCAGACUGGUUUUUAUGACCAUUGCUGGUAGUUUCAUAGCAUUACUGAGAUGACUUUUAUACUCCUGAUUUAUUUAACUUUUUAUUAGGUCUGUACUAUGUCGUUAUUAUUUUAGAACUUAGAUUCGAAAGUGGAGUCAAAUUGUUUUUCGUUUUCAGAUCUCUGAAGGCAGCUUGUUUUUCCAACAAAGGUCAGAGUUAUUUCAAGAAAUGAAUUAAAGACAAAAUGCUAUCCAAGCAUUUUUGAAGAAUUAGGUUAAAUCACUCAGUCAUUACCUGUAAAAUUAACUGCUGAAUAUUUAGAAAAUUGAGUAUCCAAGUUGUGAGAUUUUAAUUUGUAGAAACAUUUAAGCUGUGUAAAUUGGUGGAAGUUUCUAGAGUUUCAAAAUUGGAUAAAAGUCUUAAGGUGCUUUUGCAGUCAGAGGAGGAGGGCUGGAAAGAGUCAUUUUGAGUAAGAAAUGUAAGUGUUAAAAAAGAAGUGAUAAUUCUGAGAUUGAGUGACUGGAAAGGAUAAUUCCGGAGUAAAAGGGUUAAGUUUUUCUUUAUCCUAUUUAUGUUAUGGUUGUUUUAAAUUACCUUGUACAACUUUAUUUACUUCUAUGUAAUAAACUU